Pseudocercospora fijiensis CIRAD86 is the source of this 795-nucleotide messenger RNA. RefSeq lists its product as uncharacterized. The record is from RefSeq and is a predicted model, not a curated record. NCBI's taxonomy places the organism in Eukaryota, Fungi, Ascomycota, Dothideomycetes, Mycosphaerellales, Mycosphaerellaceae. The transcript has a single exon. The coding region runs from base 71 to 646 and encodes 191 amino acids.
CACACUCAUAGCCUCAACAUCAACUCCACUUCCCAAAAAAAAGCAAUCGCUGUAACGCCAUAUCAUCAUUAUGUCCACCAAGACUCUCGCCCUCCUAGCAUUGGCCAGCACUUCAAUCCUCGCAACACCCUUUCCGCUGGCACAAUCUGACGUGCCCUCCUUCGGGGACAAAAUAGGCAUCGAGGCUACAGGCACCAACAUCGCAAAGGUCGACCUUAGGGCAAAGCAAGGCCAAAUCUUCGUCGGAGGAUCCCAAGAUGCCGUAUGCGAUGGGGGCCAAACACAAGACGUCGCUACAUUCGUUCUAUACUCCGAUGGCACGCUCUUCUUGUACAAGCUCUCCAAUCCUCCUCAGCAGCUCUGGGUCGAUAAUGGUGGAAAUGGAGGCGGAGUCACCGGUUACACGAGUGGUAGUGAGCCACUAUCCAAGAGCGCGUCAAGGAGCAAGUUCGCCUUGGACGGUGAUGGAAACUUGACGUUUGAGGGUACGGGAGCCAAGGCUUGUCCUACCAAGGAUGCAGACACGUACACUGUCUGGUUCACGAGCAGCGCGAAGCCUGGGAACCAGGAUGGCUGCGUCGACAUUAAGCUGAAGGCUUACAAGGCACCGGCAAGAGUCGCUUGUGAGUAUAGUCAUAGCCCGUGAGGGGACUGAGUGAGCGAAGCUAGAUAGUUGUAUUGUAAUUCUUGCUUUUUGGAAUUGGGGGAAUUUCAGUAUAGCGAUUGUUUCACGACAUGUACGGUAAAAGUAACUACACAUACUGUAUGGAUGGCCUGCACCGAAUUUGAGCCGUG